Molecule: messenger RNA, 1412 nt
Organism: Hibiscus syriacus
Lineage: Eukaryota; Viridiplantae; Streptophyta; Magnoliopsida; Malvales; Malvaceae
Product: methionine gamma-lyase-like
Exons: 2
Coding region: 17-1393 (458 amino acids)
Biological process (GO): transsulfuration
Cellular component (GO): cytoplasm
Molecular function (GO): pyridoxal phosphate binding; carbon-sulfur lyase activity
Source: RefSeq, a predicted model, not a curated record
UUAAGCACUCUUAGUUAUGGCGGGAACCCAGAGCUGUGAAUUUGUUUUCUCCGGGAAGAAGACGACGGUGGCAGCUGCAGAUGGCUUUGAAGGGGAUGAUGUUUUCGUGGCCAAGAAACCUACGCUUCCAACAAUGGCGGUGGCACCAAAAGUAUGGGAAAAUGACCCCGCCGCCGCAUUAGCCAGCGUGCGCCAUGAAUUCGGCGAGCAUGGUGGCGUUAACAUGUCCAUUGAAGCGUCUGCCACCUUCACCGUCGUGGAACCUGAGACUAUACGCCGCAUGUUCACCGGUGAGCUCGGCCCCGAUCGUGAUUUCUACAUUUAUAGUCGUCACUUCAACCCCACCGUCUUGAAUCUCGGCCGUCAAUUGGCUGCCCUGGAAGGAACCGAAGCUGCCUACUGCACUGCUAGCGGUAUGUCCGCUAUAUCAUCCGUGCUGUUGCAACUCUGCAGCAGCGGUGGACACGUGGUGGCGUCGGCGACUCUCUAUGGCGGAACUCAUGCACUUUUAACCCAUUUCUUGCCCCGAACAUGUAACAUCACGACCACGUUCGUCGACAUAACCGAUCACGAAGCAGUGAAAAACGCCAUCGUUCAAGGGCGGACACAAGUGUUGUUCUUCGAGUCGAUCUCGAAUCCAACCCUCACCGUAGCCUACAUCCCGGAGCUAAGCAAGCUAGCACACGACAAAGGAAUAACGGUGGUCGUGGACAACACAUUCUCUCCCAUGGUUCUUUCCCCUGCUAAGCUCGGUGCCGACGUGGUCGUCCAUAGUAUCUCCAAGUUCAUCAGCGGAGGCGCUGAUGUAAUCGCGGGCGCCGUAUGUGGUCCUGCGAGUCUAGUGAACUCCAUGAUGGAUCUUCAUCAAGGUGCUUUGAUGCUUUUAGGCCCGACCAUGAACGCCAAGGUUGCAUUCGAACUCUCCGAGAGGAUUCCUCACUUAAGCCUACGAAUGAAAGAGCACAGCCGUAGAGCCAUGGAAUACGCUACAAGAAUGAAGAAACUGGGCAUCAAGGUCAUCUACCCUGGCCUCGAGGACCACCCUCAACACAACCUAUUGAAGACCAUGGCCAAUAAGGACUAUGGGUUCGGUGGUCUUCUCUGUGUGGACAUGGAAUCCGAAGAAAAAGCUAACAGGCUCAUGCAUCACUUGCAGAACAGCUCUCAGUUCGGGCUCAUAGCUGUUAGCUUGGGCUACUAUGAGACACUCAUGUCUUGCUCCGGUAGCAGCACCAGCAGCGAAUUGAAUGCCGACGAGAAGGCCCUCGCCGGUAUCUCACCGGGGCUGGUGAGGAUGUCGAUCGGAUAUACAGGCACGUUGGAGCAGAAGUGGAGCCAAUUCGAAAAGGCCAUCACUAGGAUGAGGGAAGCUGCAUCCACCAUGUCAAAAUAAAUUUGAAGUUGUUUCGUCG